Messenger RNA from Prorocentrum cordatum, 160 nucleotides. The record is from the annotation of a GenBank genome assembly. NCBI's taxonomy places the organism in Eukaryota, Dinophyceae, Prorocentrales, Prorocentraceae.
CGGCGUGCUGGAUGCGCUCACCGACUUCAUCAAGGACGGCGCGGACCUCGGCUACACGGACAGGCUGGACGACCCCGUCGACCCCGACGCGCUGGCCGGGCACAUGGAGUUCAUCAUCGCGCUGCGCGCGGCGAUCAAGCCUGCGACCAAUCUCAGCCAG